AUGGUGGUGGCGGGACGGACAGGAGCGCGCCAGGGGAUGGCCCCCUCCAGCGGCGUGGCCGGGCGGAAGACAGCGCGGCGCGGCACCUCCCAGCCCGCCGCUGCCUGCCGGCGGAUGCCGCGCUCGCCACCCCAGCGCGGACCCGAGUCCCACACGCUACUGGGUGGCGGGACCGUUGGGCUCUGCGGCUGCCCGUACGCUACCGUCCCGUCUCCUCCCAUCCCACCCAUCCAUCCAUUCAUCCAUCCACCUAGUCCCGCCGGCUGGAUAGCUGCGGGGCAAGGCUACGGAGGGCGGCAGGACCGGGCGGCCACCGGGGAUCCCCGUGUGCGAUCCGCCUGGUGCCCCUCACAGUGCCGCCAACACCACCAGUCCCGCCGCCACGCACGCCAGCAGCCCCCACAGUCCCGGUCACAGAGCCCUCAGCCCCGCUGCCCAAAGCCGAACCUGCCGCAGAGUCCUCAGCCCUCAGCCCCGCUGCCCCGAGCUGACCCUGCCGCAGAGUCCUCAGCCCUCAGCCCCGCUGCCCAAAGCCGACCCUGCCGCAGAGUCCUCAGGCCGGAGCCCCGCUGCCCACCCCCCCUUGCGGCGCUCUCCCGCUCACCUGCAGGGCUGCGCGGCCGCGGGUAA
Messenger RNA from Pezoporus flaviventris, 630 nucleotides. RefSeq lists its product as uncharacterized. Lineage: Eukaryota; Metazoa; Chordata; Aves; Psittaciformes; Psittacidae. The transcript has a single exon. Bases 1 to 630 code for a protein of 209 amino acids. The record is from RefSeq and is a predicted model, not a curated record.